AUGCAGACUGCUUCUACAAACAUUUGUGAAAGACUGUGCAAUAAGCCCAUCUGUGACAUUUCCUUGCUACUAAAUAUUCCACAGUCAACUGUUAGUGGUAUUAUAACAAAGUGGAAGCAACUGGGAACAACAGCAACUCAGCCAUGAAGUGGUAGGCCACGUGACAGGGCAGGAUCAGUGCUGAAGCGCACAGUGCACAGAAGUCGCCAACUGUCUGCAGAGUCAAUAGCUAAAGACCUUCAAACUUCAGAUUUGCACAACAGUGCGUAGAGAGUGUCAUGGAAUGGGUUUCCAUGGCAGAGCAGCUGCAUCCAAG
Molecule: messenger RNA, 316 nt
Organism: Staurois parvus
Lineage: Eukaryota; Metazoa; Chordata; Amphibia; Anura; Ranidae
Source: the annotation of a GenBank genome assembly